AUGGAACCAAGAAACAAUGUGACAUACUUUGUCCUCCUGGGCCUCACACAGAAUCCAAAGGAGCAGAAAGUAUUUUUCAUUAUGUUCUUACUGUUCUAUAUUUUUACUGUGGUGGGCAACCUGCUGAUUGUUGUGACUAUAGCUGUCAGUAAGACCCUGAAUUCACCGAUGUACUUUUUUCUUGCAAGCUUAUCAUUUAUGGAUCUCACAUUUUCUUCUUCUAUUACCCCUAGAUUGAUUUCAGACUUAUUCUUUGGGGAAAAUACCAUAUCCUUCCAAUCCUGUAUGAUCCAGCUCUUUACUGAACACUUUUUUGGUGGGUCAGAAAUUGUCCUUCUGUUGGUCAUGGCCUAUGACCGCUAUGUGGCCAUCUGUAAGCCCUUGCAUUAUUUGGUUAUCAUGAGGCAAAGAGUGUGUGUUGUGCUGCUGGUGGUGUCUUGGGUUGGAGGUUUUCUGCACUCAGUAAUUCAACUGAGCACUAUUUAUGGGCUCCCAUUCUGUGGCCCCAAUGUCAUUGACCAUUUUAUAUGUGACAUGUACCCCUUAUUGAAACUUGUCUGUACUGACACCUAUGUGACUGGCUUCUUAGUUGCAUCCAAUGGAGGGCUGAUCUGUUCUAUUACAUUUUUGCUCUUACUCAUCUCCUAUGCAGUCAUCUUGCAGUCUCUACAGAACCUGAAUCAGGAUGGGAGGCGAAAAGCCCUUCAGACCUGUGGUUCCCACAUCACUGUUGUUGUCUGCUUCUUUGUUCCCUGUAUUUUUAUGUAUGUACGACCUACUAUGACCUUCCCCAUUGAUAAAUCAUUGAGUGUGUUUUAUACAAUUGUAACGCCUAUGUUGAAUCCAUUAAUCUACAGUCUAAGAAAUUCUGAGUUGACUAAUGCUAUGAAGAAGAUCUGGAGAAAAAGCUUCAUAUAUUAUAGUAAAUAA
This is a messenger RNA of Sus scrofa (pig), 930 nucleotides long. RefSeq names its product olfactory receptor 4A47-like. The record is from RefSeq and is a predicted model, not a curated record. Gene Ontology annotation, cellular component: membrane. NCBI's taxonomy places the organism in Eukaryota, Metazoa, Chordata, Mammalia, Artiodactyla, Suidae. Gene Ontology annotation, molecular function: olfactory receptor activity; G protein-coupled receptor activity. Gene Ontology annotation, biological process: G protein-coupled receptor signaling pathway.